CUAUAAUAGCAAUCAGAGAUUAAAGAUGACUGUUGCGUCAUUGACUCAUCUUAUGAUUAAGAAAGAUCCGAGUUCUAACAAGUGUCCGUUAAAGGUUUCGUUAGUUGGCAUUACUCAAGAACCAGUGAAGGAAGUUAAUGACGAGAAUGCUAUGAUUAGAAUGUUGGUAAAGGAUUAUGUUGGGCAUUUGGAAGUCAUUCAAGAUGACUUAUAUGUCUAUGCCAUUGAGACUUCUUAUAUCGAUACUUACUUUACGGAUAGAAGAAGAGUUUCCAAUGUUAGUGAAGAUUCGUCUAAAGUGUUUGCAAUCGAUAAUAGUGAUAAGAGUGAAGAAACAAAUCAGUCUGUUAUUGAUUUGUCAAUCUCUGACUCUUGUUCGUCUAAGCGUAUUAAGUUAGAAAAUGAAGAGAUUAAACCCGUUAGUUCUGACGUUACUAAAGAUAGACAUAUGGUUGAACAAGAUAAUAAGUGUGUAGAUGAAAAUAAUGUGUUGGAAAAAAAUAUUAUCAGUGAAAACAAGGGAAGGGGACAUGGUC
Molecule: messenger RNA, 536 nt
Organism: Diversispora eburnea
Lineage: Eukaryota; Fungi; Glomeromycota; Glomeromycetes; Diversisporales; Diversisporaceae
Source: the annotation of a GenBank genome assembly